AUGUCAUCGACUAAACAUCAAACAUCAAUCCCCGUCGAGUCAUUUGAAAGUAUUUUGGCCAAAAUACUAGACAAGUCAAAUGAUCACACUAUGAAGUGUUUCGAUAAUCUGCUUAAGAAAUCUAACGAAAACCUAGAAAAAGUCAUAACUCUGUCCAACAACAGUCUUGAAAAGAUAUUUGAAAAGUUUGACUCCAGCCUGACGUUGGUUAUUGAAAAGUCAAACGAAAAUUUGCGCAAAUCACUGGCUAACUCGGAGGGUUUAAUGAGCAAACUUUUUGAAUCAACAUUGCUGCGAAUGGAGGCCCUCAGUAAUAGCUUCGAGCGAGCAGUCAAAAGUAUUGUCUCUGAGUGUCAGAAACAGGUAUUGAAGCUCAACGAGACACCAAUGAUUGAGCAGAUGACCAAGGCUCUGUGGAUAGUUGAACGAGAGCGUAAAGAUGAGGAACGCCGAGCCAAUAACGUGAUCAUUUCUGGUCUUGUGGAGCAAUCAGGAAUCAAUGACAGAGAUAUUCUCAAAACUAUGUGUUACCUUGUCCGGACCAUCGGCAGUAGGAUCCUACAUUCAAAGCCUGAUACGAGGAAUAUUUUUAUAAACUUUGAUUUGUCAAAAAGACAGGCAGAACAAGCUUACAUCAAGCGCCAGGCACGACGCCUUGCCAAAUCAGCCGGUCACAAAUCGAAAGAGGAAGAGACUGACAAAGAACAGCCCUUUCGUUAA
Helobdella robusta is the source of this 720-nucleotide messenger RNA. RefSeq lists its product as hypothetical. Bases 1 to 720 code for a protein of 239 amino acids. The record is from RefSeq and is a predicted model, not a curated record. The transcript has 3 exons. NCBI's taxonomy places the organism in Eukaryota, Metazoa, Annelida, Clitellata, Rhynchobdellida, Glossiphoniidae.